UCUAGAUUCAAUGUUAAAACUUACAAAUAUAUAUUUUUAACUAUUUUGGAAUUCUUUUUAGGCUUUCUUAUUGGCCACUGCUGUGGUUACAGUCAUUGCUGUGCCACAAGACUAUCACCACAAUCACGGCCACGCCACCUCAUCUCAAAGUAUUGUGUUGCACCAAACCCACGAGCCUCAACACCACUACCAGGGUCACCAACAGGAACAUUACGAACAGGGACACCAAGCAAACCAACAUGGUGGACAACAUGGCCACGCUUCUUCAUCCCAGAGCAUUGUGUUGCAUCAAACUCACGAGCCUCAGCACCAAGGAGGCCAUCAUUAUGAGGGACACGAGCAGGGACAUUACUACGGAGGUCACCAGGAACAAUACCAUGGAGCACAACACGGUCACGCUUCCUCAGCACAAAGUCUCCACCAGCACCACGGACAUGGGACCGUAAAACACGUUGAAUACUAUGUAAGAUAACAAUCUAUUCUUACAAUCAUUAACUAUUUUAAAUUGUUGCUGACACAAAAUAUUAUUGUUUUUUAUGCUUCAGGGUCAUCCUAAGUACGAGUUCGCUUACCAAGUGUCGGACCCUCACACACACGACAUCAAGUCCCAGCACGAGACGCGCGACGGUCACGUCGUGCACGGCGAGUACAGCCUGCACCAGCCCGACGGCAGGGUCAGGACUGUCAAGUACCACGCCGACCACAAGACUGGAUUCAACGCCGACGUACACUACUCCGGUCACGCUCAACACAUCGUCCCUGAACACCCUCACCACCACUGAAUUUACUCGGACUGAUUGUUAGUUGUUGUUGAAACUGUAAUUGAAUUUGUUUUAAGACUCGAAUAAAUAUGAUUUUAAGUUAAUAAGAUGAAAUUUUUAAUGAUUUACCACUCGGAGUAGUCUUUUGUGCCGUCUGCCGUCGUUGGCGAUGAGAAAAAUACAUAAGUUUACAUUUUUUCUUUACAUGUAGUUUACGUACAUUGUAUGUUUUUGUACAUUGACCUUGAUUAGGCGUAGAGGAUAGCAUUACUAAUGACAUACUUCUCUUCUCAAAACUGCCAGAAAGGAAAAAAACAG
Molecule: messenger RNA, 1079 nt
Organism: Trichoplusia ni (cabbage looper)
Lineage: Eukaryota; Metazoa; Arthropoda; Insecta; Lepidoptera; Noctuidae
Product: cuticle protein 19-like
Exons: 2
Coding region: 537-782 (81 amino acids)
Cellular component (GO): extracellular matrix
Source: RefSeq, a predicted model, not a curated record